AUGUUGCCUCCUCCCAAAGUUAGAGGAGGACAGGGAUACUUCUGUUCUAUUCAGGCUGUAUUCCUGGUACCUUGCACAGUGGCUGGUGAGCCCCAGGCACUGAGUAUUUGCUUAGUAAAAUCCACUGGUUUGGGUUCCAAAGAGGAGGAGAGUAGAGAGCAAGGAAGAAAUGACCACGACACCAGGCACAGCCUCUACCAGAGGCAGGCAGCUUUCCACCCACAGGCUGCCAGUUCUGUGACUCUGCUGUGUGCAGCCAUGCUGCGGUGGGGGCUGCUGCUAUCCCUCUGCAGGGCAGGGAUCCUCCUGCUCUUCUCAGCUACAGGCGACAUCUUGGACUCUGAUCCUGCUUCACGGCACAGAAUCUCCUUGGAGUCAUCCCUGGAGUGGACUGCUCUUCCAAAGAAAGCUGAGGUUCUUAUUGGUGCAGAAACCUUCGUGCAAUUUGAAGAAAGAAUGACGUGGUUGUCAGCUCUGAAGUACUGUCGUAACCACUACACUGACCUGGCCGACCUGCAGAGAGUGACUAAGGAAAACAAGGCGAACUUGAAGGACCUCACCAAUGAGACAGAGGCCUGGAUUGGCCUCUACAUCAAUGCAAACUCCAGGACUCUAACGUGGUUCAGCGACUUGGGUGACCACAUACCCUCCUGGUUGGAGAAGCCUAAGUUCAGCAGAGGACUGUGUGCAGGGCUCCGCACCUAUUCACACUUUGGCCCCAAGGUUUAUACAGUUGUUUGCUCUUCCCGACAACCUUUCAUCUGCUUCUAUGCUAUGGCUAGUUCAGAGGCUGACACUGAUACAAGAGAUUCAGCUACUACCACUACCACUAUCACCACUACUACAACUCAGGUCCAACAUUUAAGCUCAUCACACCCAGUGUCUAAAGAAAAAACAUCAGCAUCUCAAUCAGAGUACUCUUUUGGAAUCCUGAAGGCAGAUUUUACCAUUUCAACUCUCAUGGAUCCAGAAGAGAUGAAAGAACAAUUUUUAAGAGAGAUCCAAGAAGUCUUAAAGCUUAUAGUAGGUCAUGAGCAAUUCAGACUGAAAUGGGUUGGUUUUGAAGAGAACAAAAAGUAGCACACGUCUACUGAUUUGCAGUUUCUCUUUUACUCAGUCUUCUCUGGAUUUUCAGUAAGUUUUGGUUAAUUCCUAAAAGAACAGGAUUAGAAAUAACUUUGAGAUAUGCCAGAAGGCACAGACCUACAACUAGCACCAAAGCAAACUACAGGUGAAACUUGCAUUCUUGGAUUUUAUGAAAUGAAACAGAUAAGCAGAAGAUGGCAGUAUGUGGGAGCAAAAACCUCGAGAGUGACAAACAAGGACAAAAAUCUGAACCAGACAACAAAAAUUCUGAAAACCCCCAUAAAUCUGUCUGAGGAAUAUAAGAGAGCACAGUAGUGGUUUAGAAAGGUAAAUGGGGCCACAUUUCCAGUGCUGGGGAUUGAAUCAUGGGGUUCAUGUAUGCUACGCAAGUGCUCCACUACUGAGCUGUAUCUGCAGCCCCACAACACAUAUGUGUUAAUGCUAACU
Heterocephalus glaber (naked mole-rat) is the source of this 1533-nucleotide messenger RNA. NCBI's taxonomy places the organism in Eukaryota, Metazoa, Chordata, Mammalia, Rodentia, Bathyergidae. The record is from RefSeq and is a predicted model, not a curated record.